GAGGCGGGCGCCGCCGCCGGAGGGAAACGGCCCGGAGCUGAGGGAGGGACGGCGGGUGCCGCCGUAGCGUCGGGGCCCGGCCCGCCUCCCGCCCUCCGCCCCGGCACCGGCGGCGUCUCCGCGGUCAGACCCCACCUCCUCCUCCGCCUCCCGGGGUGGUGAGUAGGGGAGCCCGGUAGAAGAGGUCUUUCCCGGAGCAGACCUCAAGGACGUCCAGCUGUGAUGGCGGCCAGAGCUGUGCCCCCCCCCCCCCCCCCCCGCUCGCCCGGGGUGGGCGCUUGCAGAGUGACACGUCUCCCUUUUCCCCCUCCUCACGUCAGCCCAUAUCACGAUAGUGGCGACAGCAGCGAGGUCGGGGGGUUGCUCGCGUGCGAGAUGCAGGGCGCUGAGGGACGGCUGCCGAGGGUAACCAACUAAAGAAGUUAUGAAUAUCAUCUGUGGUCUAAAUUUGCUGGGCAGAAACUGUAUUUUCUUUCGUUUGGCUUCUUUGACCAAGCAGGGGAAGUGCAAGAAUCUCUGUAGGUCUUAUGGAGCAUAUUGCCGAACUCAAGUCAUGUGUACACGAGACAGAUGCCAGAGGUUGGAUUUGAGUGGAAAUACUAGAAUCUGUUUUUUGACUGGAAGCCCUGACCCCUAUAGAAACUUCACUGGUAAAGGACUGAGGUGUCUUUUGAAUGUCCCAAAUACAAAAGUAUACAAGAAUGUACACCACGGUUUGGGAAAGUUUUGCUUCCAGUCUUCUUGGCCACUGAGGGAGAAGCUCGCAUCCCUGCAAAUCAGUUCUGUAGGGCAAUUCCCAUGUCAUUUUUCUUCUUGGAAUAUUCAGAUCAUCAGGUUUUUUCACACAUCACCAUCGUUACAGGCUGCACCAGUUCCUCUUUUCUGGAUUAUUGUUAAGCCAGCUCAGAAAUUAUUUGCUAUCAUUCUUGGCAGGAGCAUAAGAAAUUGGUGGAAGGCACUUCCUCCUAAUAAACGGGAACUUUUUAAAGAAAGUGCAAGAAAAAAUAAAUGGAAGAUAAUGCUGGGUGUGAGUAGCUUAGGAGUUUUAUUUGUCAUGUUUUACUUUACUCACUUGGAGGAGACACCCAUCACUGGGCGCGCUCGACUGUUGGUGUUUGGAAAAGAGCAUUUUAGGGAACUGUCACAGAUGGAAUAUGAUAUGUGGAUGGAGGAAUUCAAAAGUAAAAUGUUACCUGAAACAGAUGCACGCUAUCAGGUUGUGGAGAGAGUUGUUGGUCAUUUAUCUGAAAGCAAUAAGGACAUCCCGCAGGUCUUGGCGCUCAAGUGGAUUAUCCAUGUGGUGGACGAACCAGGUGUAAAUGCUUUUGUGCUUCCAAAUGGCCAAGUGUUUGUUUUCACUGGACUGCUAAAUGCAGUUUCUGAUAUUCAUCAGCUGUCUUUCAUUUUAGGACAUGAAAUAGCUCAUGCUGUGCUGCAACAUGCAGCAGAGAAAGCCAGCCUGGUUCACUUCCUGGAUUUCCUAUCACUCAUCUUUCUCACUAUGAUUUGGGCCAUCUGUCCUCGUGAUAGUUUGGCAGUUGUUGCCCAGUGGAUUCAGAGCAAAUUGAAGGAGUUCAUGUUUGAUAGACCAUACAGCAGAACAUUGGAGGCUGAAGCUGAUAAAGUGGGACUUCGGUUUGCAGCAAAGGCUUGUGUGGAUGUAAGAGCAAGCAGUGUAUUCUGGCAACAAAUGGAAUUAGCAGAAACCAUUCAAGGACAGCCCAAGUUACCAGAGUGGCUCUCCACACACCCUUCUCAUGAAAACAGGGCUGAGCACUUAGACCGACUUAUCCCAGAGGCUCUUAAAAUAAGAGAGAGCUGCAAUUGCCCAUCUCUUUCUGGACCAGAUCCUCGCCUCAUUUUCAAACUUAACAUGCAACAUCUCCUGGAAUCGUCUAAAGAUCAAGAAACCCCAAAUUCUACAAAACAAGAUCUCUCAAAACCAAAACUGGAUUUUCCUCACACUCAGAAAGUGGAAGAUAUGCCAGUAACUUUUGCAGUUAAACCUACAAACUAAUUAUAAAAAUUUUCACUUUUUAUGAAACUUGUGGUCCCUGAAGGUCUGUCUUAUAAUGCGAAUUUGUCUUUGAAUCAUAAAGAAGAUGUAGUCACUCAUAUUCUGUUUCUUUUAUGUGAUCUCUCAUUCAAAGCAAUAAGGAGCCAUGCCUACACAGGAAGAAGAGAAUGUUGAAGCAGAAAGUUUCUUAUUCAUCAAGAGUUACUAAAAUAAAUCAGUUCUCAGGGGAGAGAUAAUCUCAUACAAUCCAGUCACACAUUGUAAUUUUCAGCUUUAUCAGGUUCACCUUGAUCAGAGGACAGAUGAGCCAGAAGCGUCCCUAAAGCAGAGCAAAAAAGAAGUACAGUUUUCAUCACUUAAGUUGUCUGGUUUAUCUUGCUGUAAUUUGGGUUAGAUCUAUUCAGCUUCAUUUGAGAAAUAAUGAGGAGAGCUUACCGCCUGUUCCAUAUAUAGUAUGUUUAAAAAUACUAAGCUGAGAUGUGGUAAUAGCCUAUGGGCUAGAUACACCCCCACUUAAUUAGGUGGAUUUACUGCUGGGAUUUUUCUUCUUUCUAAGGCAUUUCAGAAUAUGGAUUGAUUCAACAUUUUUCUUCUAAGUAACCUGAAAGGAUUGCACAAAGUUCAGUUUAAAAAAGGAAGUUAAAUAAUUUUCAAGGAAGUCUUUUCUUCUGAAAGAAACACUGUAUAAAACCCAUAGUUUGUUACUAGAAUGGUUUGCGAGGAUGGCUAUUGUCUUUUUGAAAGUUAUCGACGUGCCUUUUGGGAGGGUAUUUUCAAUGCAAUGGCAUUUGAUUUGGAUAUAUCCUUUUGGAUAAAGUGAUUGCUGAUGCAGAAAUAUAUUACAUAGUGGACAAAUACAACAAGGUUUCUUGACUGCACAGCUUUUGCAGCUGUACCUUAUCCUAAAAAGUGACUUCUCUUCAGGAAACUGGCAUCUAUUGCUGAGCUUCCAUCCCCUAAGCCACAGAUUUUAUACUGUGGAGACCAAUAUGCACUAUAUAGGUAAAUCUCUGCCUUUCAUGAUGGGCUAACCAGUAUAGCCAGUGUUUUAAUCUUCAUUUGCACAUGUUUGAGUUAUCCUCGCUUUGCAGUUGAUGAAAAUAUUGAAAUGCUGAUCUUACAGGAAGAUGUAGAAAGAGAUGACAGUGAAUGAAAAUAUAAAAGGAAAAUCCCAUUCCUUUAUCUGUUGAGAUGUAUUUACUGUUAGGCUUUUUGUUACUCACUUGAAUUAAAACGAAAAUCUGUUUCAUGUAUGAUAGGACUCUACAUGGAGGGGACAUUCAAAAUAUUGUACGGUGCAUUGUAUUUUGAAACAUUCUGUUUUAUAUAUGGAAGGGGACAGACCAUCAUAUUUCUUCAGUUAAAUCAGAAUGCAAGCUUUUAAAAAUGAAAAAACCCCUAUUCAGUGUUGUCAGUGAAUAUAUUUGGAAAAAAAGUUUGUGAAACAAGUCGUUUUUUUACUUACUUCAGUUAAUGAACCAGGGUCCUUUGAGAAACACCAGCAACUACCUACCUUAUCUCUGUUCAGAGGUAAGUUGAUGUAUCUGUAAUGUUCGUGAUCCUAGGUCUGAUUAUAUAGGUCUAGAUUGGCUGCAUAUUGCUUACAGGCUGUUUUUAAAUGUCUGCUCAGUACUCCUGGCAAGAGGCAGAAAGUCCAGCCUGACCAUUAUUCAACCAUCCAUUUUUAUUCUUAGUGACAGGAGUUUUUGUAACAGACAUUCCGUGAUGUGUUGAAGCAUUUGGACAUUGUCACCUGAAGGUAAACAGAAAAAUACACCAUUUAGAUUUCCCUGUGGACCUUAUAGUUUAUACUGCAGCACCAAGACCCUAACACUGCUGCUUUCUCGCUCUGGUGCCAAAGCUUGGUUUGUUAUCCAGGGCUCCUGGUUGACAUGCAACUUGAUGCUUGUGUCUCUUAGGACUAAGGAGAACACAGAAGAGGUUUUUAUAGCCUUCAAGAUGAAGUAUGAAACUACACAAAUUUCGGAUUUCUGCUCUAAGUGACUUAAAGUAUUGCAUUGGAAUGCUGGAGAUGCAGUCUUUAAGUUCACCAAGGGAGAUUUUUCACUUUAUUUUAUUUGUAUGUAAAUGGUCUUGUAACCAUGACUGUGGUGAUGUGAGAGAAAAGGUUUCAAGGGAGAUGUAAUAGCUUAUAUUAGACCAACAAAGGGCUUACGUACUUUUUCUGACUAUACUGCUCUAAUAAAACGUACAAAGCUUACAUGUGCAUGCAGAGACACACGCAUAUGUAUGUAUAAAGUACACAUAACAACACAAGAGUUAGGCCUCUACACUAAACCACCAUAGUUUUAAGUCCAAAAUGGGAUGCUGAAAAUUUCAAGUUUUACUUUACAUCUUAAAUUAUCCCUAAUAUUUUUCUCAAGUGCUUUGGGAGAAGUUUCUUCUUUCUGCUUCUCUAGUGUCCAACACAGAAAAUGCCUUGUGCUUAUCUGUGUCUUGGAGGGUACUUUCCCCUUAAAUUCUUACUGAAUACUAUAUGUUAUAUUUGUCUAUAUUGUUAAAAUAUUUUGGCUUUUCUUUCUUGAACAGAAAAAUUACAAAAAUGUUGUUUUCCACAGUUUGGGAAGUCAGUAAAAAUUGCACUUUGUAAAUCAAGGAACAUACAAUCAUUUUAAGUUGUGUGUAUAUACAUAUAAUUUAUAACCAGAUAUAAAAUGCAUUAAAAUAUAAACUAUAAUAUAUUAAUAGAUUAUUAAUCAUAGUAAUUAUAAUUUCAAAAUAUGUCCCUUAGGAAAAUACUAUGGAUGCAAGCUCCUGAGAUCUGUAGGAACUUCAUUGCAGUUGUGUAACUUAGUAUGUCACGGGAAAAACAGAUCUAGACGCAUUGUUGAAGGAAUUCAGUACUUGACAGAUGUAUGCCGUACAAGAGGGAGAAUAGUGGCUAAACGGAAAAAAGGUAAGAUAGAUCAGUAGAAAUGCACCUGCAUUUUUAUCACCCAUACUGCAUGCUGUACUUCACAGCUUCCUGCUGGAAGAUUAAAUAUAGAGUACAAAUUUCACUAAAUCUCUUAAUCCAUUUACUUGAAUGUUGAGAGAUUUGAUAAGCAGGGGAUGUGCAUUCAAGGCAGUCCUGUAAUAAAAAUGGCUCCUUAGAACUUUUGGUUUGUCAUGUUUACUUUUUUGUUUGUUUGUUUUUUAACUUGAAAUACCUAAGUGCCAGGAAAGCAAAGCAAACAGCUGUUGGAAUGCUCUUUGUUCUUGAAUUCUUUUUGUAGUCAUUAAAAAUCCUGCAAGCUUGA
Molecule: messenger RNA, 5277 nt
Organism: Falco peregrinus (peregrine falcon)
Lineage: Eukaryota; Metazoa; Chordata; Aves; Falconiformes; Falconidae
Gene: OMA1
Product: OMA1 zinc metallopeptidase
Exons: 9
Coding region: 425-2017 (530 amino acids)
Biological process (GO): protein quality control for misfolded or incompletely synthesized proteins; mitochondrial protein processing
Cellular component (GO): mitochondrial inner membrane
Molecular function (GO): metalloendopeptidase activity
Source: RefSeq, a predicted model, not a curated record